Molecule: messenger RNA, 7920 nt
Organism: Coregonus sp. 'balchen'
Lineage: Eukaryota; Metazoa; Chordata; Actinopteri; Salmoniformes; Salmonidae
Source: the annotation of a GenBank genome assembly
AUGCCCCGUUGGUUCCUAAAUUCAUUCACUGCUGGCCUGGCGAGCUACUCAGACAUCGGCCAAAGGUUGUUUGGUCAGAAUCAGAGAAGUGUAGUCUAUAUAUAUAUAUAUAUAUAUAUAUAUAUAUAUAUAUAUAUAUAUAUAUAUAUAUAUAUAUACAGAAAUAGAAAUAGGACCAUGUCAUUCCGAUCUGUAAGCUUAGAUUCAGUAUCGAGUAAUGUUGAAUAGACUUAUUUCAACACUUUAUUGUUUGCCUAUAAAUCGGAUAUAUUAACAACACUGAUUGGUCAACAAAUUAUAAUACAAAAAAAACACAAAACCAUCCUAUUGAAAAUAGUUGGCCAGGCGUGGCCUAUGCCUACUGAGAGAGCCGCAUCAUGCCAACCCGUCCCAUGUUGUCUCUUUCUCUACCAGGUUAUUAUCUGAUGCCCCACAAUGUGAGUUUGUAUUCCAGCCCGUGUCGCGGCGGGAUUAGGGGUGUCAUUAUGUACAAUUACAUAUGCUAAUGACGGUUGGGUUGAGAAACCUGCAGACUGACUAAACACUGUAAUAUUGAUUUUAAUCACAUUAUGACCAUGCCUGUAAAAUUCAUAGAAAACACUAGCUAUAUUUUCCCAAGUCAAACUCUUUGUUUGGGGUUAUAUAUAUAUAUAUAUAUAUAUAUAUAUAUAUAUAUAUAUAUAUAUAUAUAUAUAUAUAUAUAUAUAUAUAUAUAUAUAUAUAUAUAUAUAUAUAUAUAUAAUUACAUAAUGUGAGUAAUUCGGUUCCUUUUUAACAAACAAAAUGUACAAAUACAUGUAAAGACAUAGCCCUGUAGGCCUAUGUACAGCAGAUUACCGCAAAAUGCAAGGCGUUAAGUAAUCUGACGGACAAUAACGUUUUCUAUUCUAUUCUAAUAAUAUGUUACCUUAUGGUUAGCCAGAGAAAGUAUUAUACAUCCUCGCAUGCUACAUUGAUUCCCUCUUCAAAAUAAAUAAUGUAAAUCCUAACAGGCCAAAGUUAAACAAUAUAGCUACUCAAGACCGCAUGUAGGCUGUAGGUCAGUUGGUAGAGCUUGGCGUUUGCAACGCCAGGCUUGUGGGUUCGCUUCCCACCGGGGGCCAGUAUGCACAAAUAAAUUAAUAAAAUGUAUGCACUAACUGUAAGUCGCUCUGCAUAAGAGCUUCCGCUAAAUGACUAAAAUGUAAAUGUAAUCCAGAAAUAUAAGGGGGACUCGUAGCCUAUGGCUUUGUUGAAUUGUGUUUGUGGACUCGAAUAUGCAAAUUCAUAAUUUAAUAUCAUUUGACAAAGUAGAAAAAAAAGCCUUGCUUCAGUGGAGUAUAGACUGAGCCCCGUGUAGCUCAGUUGGUAGAGCAUGGCUCUUGCAACGCCAGGGUUGUGGGUUCGCUUCCCACGAGGGGCCAGUAUGGAAAAUGUGUACACUCACUAACUGUAAGUCGCUCUGGAUAAGAGCGUCUGCUAAAUGACUCAAAAUGUCAAAAUGAUUCAGAAUAGGAGUCGGGUAGGACGGGUAGUUGGACUGAUCCAGAAUAGGAGCCGGGCUGGGAAGGUAGUUGGAUUGAAGUAUAUGUGAUCCAGAAAAUGAGCUGGGUAGGCGGGUACUUGGACUGGGCUAACAGCAACAGCUGCUCCUGUCUUCAUAACCAAUCAGCAUCCCAUAAAGAUGACGUUUCGGUGUCCUACGUCAGCCCAAUGGCGAUAGAGUAGAGUUGGUGCAAGGGAGUUUGAGUGGGAGAUAGGGACUAGCGUGCCCCCAUCACAGCACAGGGACCAGGCACCGGAGAACAGACCCUCACACCCCCGCCCUCCCCACCGACUAACACAGCUACCCCGCCGCCGAACAAGUCCGGCUGCAACACCCGGUUAACAAUCAGCCAGCACCGGGCAGUACACAGGCGACUGCCCUGUACCCCGCGGUCCGGAGGGAAAAAAACAGCUUCAAAACUGUUGCACCACGUUUUAAAAGUGGACCUUACGCCGCCUUACUUAUUGGACAUGGGCGAUAUGGGGGAUCCACCGAAAAGUAAGUGGAGCUGGUUUUGGCUCGGGAUGCCAUUCAAAUCAAGCGUCAAUUCUAUUCUAUUCUGAGUGAUGCAAAACUGAGGCUACAUUAGACUAAUUUGUAAGUCAAUUUGUUUUCUUUGCGGUUUGCCAACGGUUUGUGCAGAGUUUAUUGUGGUAGCAGGUCCCAUUCAAUGAAACGUUUCCACUGAAUUUUCUUUACAAUUCCUAUCAGGAGGAUGCACUCUUUCAAUGCCAGUAAAGUUACUUUGUAUCAUUGAAUAGCAGUGCGCAUUAAAACUGGUCUGUAAUUGCAUUGCAUUCAUAAAUAAUGUUAUGAUCGUUAAUAACGAAUGUCUAUUAUUUAUAAUAAAUUAUAACAAAUAAGUAAUUAAUAUUAUUAUUAUUAUUAUGGUUGUUGUUGACAUUAUCAUUAUAGUCUUUUCCCCUUGUUGAAUAGAUGCUCGUUCUCAGCGGCAAAUGUAGCCCCACUACUGACGACAACACUAUGGGACAUCCAUUAUACUCAACAUCAUCUUUAGAAUCCUCCUAAUAUAUAUUCUAAUAUUUUUCUCCUGACUUUGUUCUCCAGAAAAGCGGCUGAUCUCGCUGUGUGUUGGCUGUGGACACCAGAUCCAUGACCAGUAUAUUCUGCGGGUCUCUCCGGACCUCGAGUGGCACGCUGCCUGUUUGAAGUGUGCAGAGUGUAAUCAGUAUCUGGACGAGUCCUGUACAUGCUUUGUCCGAGACGGGAAAACCUACUGUAAAAGGGACUAUGUCAGGUAAGAGCUGUUUGUUAUGAAUAUCAUAGCGUUGAAAACAUUGGUUGUUAUUGAUUGAUUGGUUGACACGUUCAGGUAUUAACUGUGUAUCUUAUCAUAACAUGGUUAUACAUGGGACGUUAACAUUUAAUUUGGCUUGACUAAUAUAUUUGAUGGUCGGGAAAACUCUAUUUUAAAGUAGGUUAUAUUUAGAUAUUCUACCAUCAAAAAUAUAUAUUACACUGGGUUGAUAUUGAGGAUUUUAUCACCACCAAUUAUAUUGUUAUUAUAAUCAUAAGCUACAGCAAUAGAACACAACUGGGUUUUCUAUUAGAAAAAAGCUAUUGUCGAAACCACAUCAGGACUGACACAGUUUUUGACAGAACUUGAGGCUACGCGUUGAACACGUUUGCACAUUCAAUACAAAAACGGUUUUUAGAAACAUAAUUAUUUAAUGUGGCCCCACAGCAAUAUUAUUCUGCAUUGAUGGCCAUAAAGUGAGUCAAUAGAUCGAUUGUAUUAACAUUUAAUCGAAAUAUUCUGUUAUCGCUCAAAUUGGCCAAAUACAUUGGGCCUACAAACAGCCUACAAUUGAAUUCAGAUUUUCGACGAUUUGUAGCCUGUAAUAAUAAUAAUGUUACUAUGAGUCCUCUAGGAAUAUAUCUAGGUAUAAUAGCCCUAUAUCUAUAAUAAUAUCCCAUUUAGCAGACGCUUUUAUCCAAAGCGACUUACAGUCAUGUGUGCAUACAUUUUUACCUAUGGGUGGUCCCGGGGAUCGAACCCACUACCCCGGCGUUACAAGCGCCGUGCUCUACCAGCUGAGCUACAGAGGACCACAGAGCUCUACCCUCAUGAUAUUUGUUCCAUUAUUCUCUGUUACCACAGAAUAGGUCUGUGCUUCGUUUUUUUUUUAUUCAUGUACUAUUUUAUACGGAUUUCAAGUGAUUCUCAUGUGGUAUAAACACAACUCAAUAUUAGGGCCCAACAAUCCCGCUUUAAAAAGAUGCCCCAAUGUGCGUGUUAUUGUUAUGCGCGCUGCCCAGCCACAGUAACGCCUAGCAGUGGGCCGUGGGCCUUGUGACACCGUUAGCCGACUCUAACCGGUCACCUAAUCUCUCCUAACCCUCCAGGUUAUACGGGAUAAAGUGCGCUAAAUGCAACAUCGGUUUCAGCAAGAAUGACUUCGUGAUGAGAGCGCGCUCCAAGGUGUACCAUAUCGAGUGUUUUCGGUGUGUGGCCUGCAGCCGACAGCUCAUCCCGGGGGACGAGUUCGCUCUCAGGGAGGACGGCUUGUUCUGCCGGGCCGACCAUGACGUCGUGGAGCGGGCCACAAUGGGCGCCGGAGACCCACUCAGCCCCCUCCACCCGGCCCGACCUUUACAAAUGGCAGGUAGGUUAACACUUUAUAUCAAUGGCAGUGCUGUUUUUUUGUUGCUUUCUGUUGGCUUGUAAUUAUAUGCGUUGUAGGUGUUGGCAAUUCGGUUGAUGUUGUAUUCGUUGGAAACUUUGUUUUCAGUCAAUGAGCAUUGCUUGGAUUCUUUUUGAAUAGGGGCUGUUGAUAUUGAACACAUAAAGACACCGAUGAAUGUACAGCAUCAUAGAUACAAAAGUUUCAAUUGGCCUACGUUUUCCAAUGUCCGUAACACUAUAUGAACAAAUAUAUAAACAAAUACCACGAAACGUUUUAUGGGAGUAACUUGUCAUGAUGUACCGAGUUUAUUUCAACAGUAGGGGCUGCGUUUCAAUUAAAACGUUCAACUCUAAAUACAUUCUGGAAUCAUCUGAAUAUGAUAUGCGCAUCUAUUGUCUAAUAUAUUUCUUUACAUGUCACCAAAAUCUAUAGCUUACAUAACUAUUGGCUAAUAUAGUUGUUUAUAUGUCAUAUAUAUAUAUAUAUAUAUAUAUAUAGCCUACAUUACUUGGUAUAAUAAGCGGCGCGACAUUGUUGUGAAUCACAAAUGAGGAAUGAAGUCAUAAUAUACAAUUGUAUAUAUUUGAUUAUUAUUAGGUCAAUAUGGUGGUGCAUGUCACUUAUGAAAUCAUUCGAAUAUGCGAGUGCUCUUUGUCAAGGUCCCUGGCAAGGGGGAGAAUAUCUGAGCAAAGUCUUUCUUUCAAUAGGCCUAGCUGAAUUAUGAGGGGCCCUAGGAAUUUAGAUGUAAAAUUGUGUUUUGUUUGUUUGAGCUGGUUAGAUGUUUCGAAGCAUCACCAUAAAAGAACAGUCCGUAGUCUACAUAUGGAUAUUAUAUUAUACGUCUUGUUUGUACUGGAGUUUAGGGGCCUAUAGCCUAGAUUAAAUGUAACCUACAUUUGUGAACGUGCCACAAUAAUGAUAUAAUUGUAUUAUGUGGCUUUUGGGCGAGUUGUUCAAGCCAGUUAGUUGGCCAUGCUCUUAAAAUAGUCGAAUAUACUAUUUCCUCAGGCUGCAUACAUCUUAGGCCUAUGUGUAACCGAAGUCGAAGUUUGUGCUGAAGUUAUAGCUGGAUUGGAAAACAGACUACAUAACCCAAGCUCGGCAGAUAGCCACAGCAUUAUUUUUGACGAGACUUCGUUCAUAAUGAAUUAUUUACAUCAAAAGAUAUUGCACCAAAAUCUAGUGAGAACCGUAUUCGACUUGAUGUAUCUAAAAAAAAAAAAAAAUACAACGUGUUUGACAGUCCACUCUCGCCCAUUGCCGGCACCCUGGUCCACGUUAAGGCAGCAAAUAUUCAACCCCUUUUUCAAUACAAGUAAUUUAGACAUAUAUGCUAAAACUAAGGGAGAAUGCACAAUCACUAAAAGUUAUUAAAAAAACGGAUAUAUAGGCUAAUAUCAAUGUAUCCUUGCUUAAUAGGGUAGCUAUGAAUUGUGGGCGUUCAUUUCAAACCCCAGUGGAAGGCUGUAAACUGUAGGAUAUAAUAAUGACAAAUGCUCCUUCUCUGUUGUUGAUUUUUACUUCAUUUUUUUAGACAGUAUCACGUGGCUUCAAUGGAAAAAUGUAGGCCACAUAGAAGUUUGGACAACUGAAAUUGGAACAGAAGUGAGAAUGAUUAGUCAAGGAUGGGGGUUGGUUGAUAGUUGAUGUACUAAAAUAUUGCCGUAAGGCCCGGAUAACACUAGGCUGAAUGGAUACUCCGUACUAGGCGUCGUUCUAGUAUGAAACAUGUACGCACUCACUAAACUGUAAGUCGCUCUGGAUAAGAGCGUCUGCUAAAAUGACUAAAAAUGUGAAAUGUUCUGGUAAAAGAUUGAGGCCCAUAGGCCUACCUUGUAGGCUACCGUGAGUGAUUGGUGCUGGUAUACUUUCCACAGUGUAUAUAUAUUUUUUGUCAUCUCAACUUUAGUCUCCAACACAGUGUCUUUAUAUAGCCACGGCGUUGAAGUGCCGAUAAAUAAAUGUGUUAUUUUGUCGUCCCUCUUCUCUUUCUCAACAGCAGAACCAAUAUCAGCCAGACAGCCCGCGCUCCGACCGCACGUCCACAAACAACCGGAAAAGACCACUCGCGUCCGGACGGUCCUUAACGAAAAGCAGCUCCACACGUUGCGGACCUGCUACAACGCCAACCCCAGGCCCGACGCUCUAAUGAAGGAGCAGCUAGUCGAGAUGACCGGCCUCAGUCCCCGAGUCAUCCGGGUCUGGUUCCAAAACAAGCGCUGCAAGGACAAGAAGAGGAGUAUUCUGAUGAAACAGUUACAGCAGCAGCAGCCGAACGACAAAACGGUGAGAACCCUGUCUGGUCUUUAUUAAAUAAAGGAUUCAAUACAGUGGUGUUCUUAUCGGUCGAAAUGCUGAUAGCUGUUGUAACUGUUUCAUUAGAAUACUUCUAUUCUUGUCUGGUCAUUUUGUUUUCAUGAAAUAACUGGGGUGAAAUAAAAAGAGGGACUUGAUCCUAUACGUCUGCCUAUGGGGAUGCAUAAUAUAUAUCCACAUGCAGGCGCAUACGUGCCCUUUUAUUUAAGCCACACACACGCGCGCACGCACACGCACACACACACAGGUCUACAUGAUCGUUAAGCAUAAACAUCUCCAUCAUAUUCUAAACACCUAAUGUUGUGUUUCUGUUGUUGGGUCAAUGUUGGCGUGCUAAUUUUGAACUUUAUAUGACGAUCAGUUUCUCUGGGACUAUCUGCAGAAUAUCCAGGGAAUGACUGGCACUCCGAUGGUGGCGGCCAGCCCGGAGAGACACGACGGUGGUUUGCAGGCUAACCCAGUGGAGGUGCAGAGUUACCAGCCGCCUUGGAAGGUCCUCAGUGACUUCGCGUUACAGAGUGACAUGGACCAACCCGCGUUUCAACAACUGGUGAGUCCAGAUAGAGGAGACGGUAGGCUGUGUUAUAACGCUAAAAUGUCUGUCUGGUAGACAGUGAGAAACGAAAUCACGAGUAACGGUUAGGUUAUUGUCGUGUUAAGUUUAUAAUGUUUGAUAUUAUUUUCUGUAAUUAGGCUAUUCACAUGGGUCGAUGUGUGGAGGGCAGACAUUUUACUUUUUAUUCUAUUGUAUUGUGAAAUCUUUUAUUGAUAUGUUGAAUAAAGAAAUCCUAAAUAUUGCAUUGUUCCUUUCUUUUUUGUUCAGGUCCAUUUCUCGGAGGGGGGCCCUGGAUCCAACUCGACAGGGAGCGAAGUCGCCUCCAUGUCAUCCCAACUUCCGGACACACCCAACAGCAUGGUCUCGAGCCCUAUAGAGGCAUAGGGGCCUCGCGGACCGACUGUAGACUCCGUCAGACUACGUCAUAUUUCUGACUGAUGAUGAAGUGAUGUUAGUUGGGCAAAGGGCGGACUGACUGAAAACGGAAAAAUUGACUUGGGGUUGAAAGAAACAAAAUGUCACUCUCUUGUUGAUUUCAUUCAAACUGAGAGAUAAAAUAGAAUCCUCCUCCUCCAACUGCACGAAGCCUCUUUAACGACGAAACAACCCCCUGGUUGUAGUUUUACACUGUGAAGACAAUCAUGGAUUAUUACCCUACCUAGAUCUGUCCAUAUGUCCGUCAUACGUCCGUCUGUCCACCCGCCGCAAAACAACCCCCGGAGAAGAUGAAAGGAGAGGACAAUGGCGUGGUCUAUGGGCUCUAUUCAAUCUGUAUUGCCGAAGCGUUACGGAUUGCGUGAUGUACAUUUAAAGCUAAUUUUCUAUUGAGCCGACAUAUGCAGCUUUGACCACGAAUGCAGUCUCCGCUAACGCGG